GUUCAUAGUCUUACUCACAGUCACCGCUUCACCGAAAGUAAAAAUGGAAAUACAUACGCUAGUGUCGUCUCGUCGCAACAAAACUGAAACCCAACCUUGAGCUUCUUCGAACAGAGAAGAGAUGGUUUUCUUGUGCUGGGCUCGUCCAUCUCCUCAAGAACAGAAGGCCUGCAUCAACAAGUCAGGUGCAUUCAACUAUGAGGCUAAAUUCAGAGGAGCUACUGCUAAGCCCCUGUCUUGCCUCCAAGAAGAUAAAGAGCUCUCAAAAGAUGGUUUCUUACUGAACCAUGCACGUGUGUUAGUUGGCUCCGGUCUUGAGACUUUUGAAAAGGGUAAAAGCGCUCUACAAACUUGGAGGCAUUUUGGAUUGGAUUGGGCAUUUGUUGAUUCUAAAACUCCAAUUCAGAAUGGAGUCAAGUUCUGUGUUUGUCUCAAGGAGUUUCUCCCAUGGAUGAUGAUGCCACUGCAGGUUGUGUAUGUAAAUGACAAGAGAAAGGCUAACAAGGCCAUGAUGUCAUUUGGUUUUGGAAGCGGUACCCUUCAAGGUCACCUACUGGCUGGGGAAGAACGUUUUUCCAUUGAGUUAGACGAGAACAACCAAGUGUGGUAUGAAAUAAUUUCCUUCUCAAAACCUGCCCACUUUUUGUCAUUUAUUGGGUAUCCAUAUGUAAUGCUAAGGCAAAAGUAUUUUGCUCAUCAAUCUACCCAUGCAGUUCUGAAACAUAUGACUGCUUCACAAUCCUAAUGUAAAAGCAAAUGUAAAUGAAAACUUGUCUUACAAAGACUUCAUGUAUUCUUCACUUAUAUUAUUCUAGCAAACUAUGCCAUUUUGCUGUGUUAAUGCAUCAA
Messenger RNA from Quercus lobata, 849 nucleotides. Its product is annotated as UPF0548 protein At2g17695-like. Lineage: Eukaryota; Viridiplantae; Streptophyta; Magnoliopsida; Fagales; Fagaceae. The transcript is spliced from 5 exons. The coding region runs from base 122 to 745 and encodes 207 amino acids. The record is from RefSeq and is a predicted model, not a curated record.